AUGAAUUUCACUUGCGGAUGUCUGUUUGACCGGUCCAUGAAGGAACCGCAUUUCAAGAAAUCCAAGCAUUUCCAAGACUUGGCAGCAAGCUUCGCCAUCAAUGCCAAAGGUGAACAACUUGGCGCACACUAUUCCUGGCUUGUUGAGAUCCACAAACCCAUGGGCGUGUCUGCGCCUUAUGUAGAAGCAACAUUAGAGAAUCCUCAAGAUCGAUCGCAACCACUUCAUGUGCCUGCAGUGCAGGUACAAAACAACGAUCCUACUCAACAGUUUGCCCAUCCUCGUUACUAUGUUUUGUCGCCUGCUCUUCCCAAAUUGGAUUGUGGGCUUUACAAAAUGAAGUUGACGGCGUAUACCGACAAAUCCAAAACCGUCAAAUUAGCCGAGCAUGAAAACGAGUUACUAUCGCGCGUCAACACCGAUACAUGCUACAAAACCGAAUUUAUGGAGCGAAUGAAUGCCGCAGCACGUUAUGCAGAAAAAGAAUGGGAAACUCGGCAAUAG
This is a messenger RNA of Radiomyces spectabilis, 504 nucleotides long. RefSeq lists its product as uncharacterized. The transcript has 2 exons. Bases 1 to 504 code for a protein of 167 amino acids. The record is from RefSeq and is a predicted model, not a curated record. Lineage: Eukaryota; Fungi; Mucoromycota; Mucoromycetes; Mucorales; Radiomycetaceae.